Molecule: messenger RNA, 690 nt
Organism: Mesorhabditis belari
Lineage: Eukaryota; Metazoa; Nematoda; Chromadorea; Rhabditida; Rhabditidae
Source: the annotation of a GenBank genome assembly
AUGGCCGACGAGUGCCCUGUGUGCACGCUCAAGAUGAUAAUGCCGACAGCGGUGAAUGGAUGUGGACACAAAUUUUGUUUUUUGUGCAUCAAAGGUGUCGCACUGGAAAAUGCGGGAGAAUCGUUGUGCCCGAUGUGUCGUGGACCAGUCGACAUUAAUCAAUUCAGGAAAGUCAUCGAUCCAUCUCUUCAACUUACAAUGCGCGAUCCAGAGGACUCAACCACCGAUCAUCCACCAGUAAAAAAAGUCAAAAAAGAGCCCGUCGAUCCAGGCGAUUUGCAACAACAACAGCAAACGUCGAAGGCCUCUAAUGUAAAGGUCAAGGCAGAACCGGUGGAUCCAGAUGAUGUGCAACAACAGACACAGACGCAAUCACAAACAGAAAAAGGAAACGAGAUGAACGCCAGCCAACAGCAAAAAGAGAGUGCGACAUUUUGGGUCUACAAAGCUCGCGGGAAUGGAUGGUGGCGAUAUGAUCCACGCACCGAAAAAGACAUUAAUGAUGCGUGCCGUCUUGGAAAACAGAAAUGUGAAGUCAACACAUGCGGAAUGACGUUUGUUAUCGAUUUCCAAGAAAUGGUCCAGUAUCGCAAAGAUACACCGGAUGUGCAACGAGAAAUCUCAAGGGCUGACGGUGAGCAGGAUCUGACCAGAAUGCAAAUUCGGGGAAUAGCCGGUGUUUCACCUCAU